This is a messenger RNA of Mytilus trossulus (common blue mussel), 2138 nucleotides long. RefSeq names its product protein toll-like. The record is from RefSeq and is a predicted model, not a curated record. Gene Ontology annotation, cellular component: plasma membrane. NCBI's taxonomy places the organism in Eukaryota, Metazoa, Mollusca, Bivalvia, Mytilida, Mytilidae. Gene Ontology annotation, molecular function: transmembrane signaling receptor activity. Gene Ontology annotation, biological process: toll-like receptor signaling pathway; inflammatory response; immune response. Bases 1 to 1953 code for a protein of 650 amino acids. The transcript has 2 exons.
AUGAGGACGGUAAUAAUUGUUUGUUUUGUAUUUACUGUCUAUCUAAUUUACCAUGGACACUCUCAGGAAAAUAGUACAGAUGAUUUACUUGGACAAGAUUCGAUGAUUGAAUUCUCAAAACAAGAUUUCGUGAAUGAAAAUGAAACGGUUGGAAAUAAUGGAAAUAGUAUUCUACCCGAAAGUUUGAAUGAAACUUGUACAAUAACAGAGACGAUUGGGACUUAUUAUUGUUAUUGUUUAAUUGACAAGAAACAUUCUGGAUUAUGGGACUUCGCUGCCAUCAGAAAAUGGAUCGUAAACUCGAAUUAUGAAUUCCAAUUUGAUUUGAAAUGCGUUAACUUCUCAAAGAUUGCAUUGCCGUGGCCAAUCAAAGCCAAGAAUAUCGAUUUUGUCAGGGUAAAAAGUUGUACUAUAACUGGAUUUUUUACGGACUAUGGAAAUCCCUAUAUCGAAACCAUUUCGGAUCAUCUACGAGUCAUGGACAUAUCCAACUCCAUCGUUCUCAUGUUGUUGAAGACGGUAAAUCAGAAAAAUUCAGAAGACGAAAUCAUAGACGCCGGAAGUAAUAUGAUUGCGAAUAUUCGCGAGCUUGACCACAGAUGCUCGUACAACGAGCUUAUAGGAAUUGACAUCAGUUCGAGCACUACUAGGUCAAGAUAUUUCCUCUCAAUUCUGAUUGAACUAUCAACAUUUCCGAAAGUGACAUUUUUUAAUUUGUCAAACACCGGACAAACUGAAAUCACGAAAGAAUUUAAAAUGUGGUGGAGAUUCUUUCCAAAAAUGGAAUUAUUAGAUCUGUCUUACAAUAUCAUAUCAACCAUAGAUUUGGAUCCAUCAGCCUUCACGUGGAGUUCUUUCAAAAUAAAAAUAGAUUUAAGAUACAAUAACAUAACCGAAUUAGCACAAGAAGAUUUGGAACUUCUCGGUAGCUUAUCGAAUGUAAACGUCGAUAUUAGAUAUAAUCCGAUACAUUGUGAAUGUUCAGAUCAUAUGAUUGAAUUGUUGGAAAUAAUACACGAUGAUACAAAGUGGGAAGCAAUGGGACUGCAUCGAUAUGAUUAUCUUAAAAAUAUGACCUGCAACUUACCGGAUAUACUGAAAGGUAGAAAACUUUCAGAUAUAACUAAGUCUGAUAUAUUAUGCCCAAUGUUUAGUGCAUCAUCACCAGCCCUUAUAAUAGUUCUGAGCAUCUGUAUACUAAUCCUUAUUGUUAUCAUUAUACUUUUGACAAAAUUCAGAAAAGAAAUAUUUAUUUUGACGUAUACCAGAUUUCAUAUCAUACUUCCUUGUCAACCAGCAGAAGUUUCGGAGAACAAAACUUACGAUGCAUUUGUGUCUUACAGUAGUCAAGACGAAGAAUGGGUUUCUAAGACGUUUAACGAAUUAGAGGUCUCAUCUCAGUCCGACGGUUACCAUCAGUUCCGGUUUUGUCUGCACCAUAGAGACUUUGUUCCUGGGAAGACAAUUUUUGACAAUGUCAUAGACAGUGUGGAAUCAAGUAGACAUACAGUGAUUAUUUUAUCAAAACAUUUCUUACAAAGCCACUAUUGCAUGUAUGAAUUUCAUGAAGCUUUUCAGCAAAGUAUUAUAGAACGAAAACGUCACAUGGUGGUCGUUUUAAUGGAAAAUAUUCCUGAGGGAGAACUUCCAACCGAUUUAAAAAGAUGUCUCAAAACAUUUACAUAUAUUAGAAGAGACGAUUCGAUUUUCAAAGAUCGAUUGAUAUUUGCAAUGUCGCAUAAAGGGAGGGGAAAAGCGAAAUCCAAUAAUAAAAAUACAGUUACCGACGGCCUUGACAACCCUGUAUUUUCUUCAUCUGAGAAGGAUGUAACACUUCGAUUAGAGACAUCCAGACCUCGGCAUGACGACUCAGUGAUAACGUUGAGCCAGAUUGUUCCAGAUCUCGUUGUUGGACAUAAUGAAUCUAAAAGUAAUGGAAAUACAUUAGCAUAGUUAAUGGUAUAUAUAUUUUUGUAAUGGUCGAAUGUCCGACAGAACAUGUACUGUAUUAUUAUAAAUCUUGAAUUCGACCAAAUCUUAUUCUUUUUCUGAUAUUGAUCUCGUUGUUAAAGUAAUGGAAUCCAAAUCAUUAGAACACAAAGUUGUAUAGUUUAUUGAUGUAAACUAUUUUUUUAUAA